UUACCAUUCUCUACAGCUAAGCUCCUACUUCAACCCAACAACAAAGGUCAACAUCCUCAAUAAACCCACACUCACAGCCUCUUAAGACCAAGCAAAGCCACUCUCUUUUGCUCUCUCAUGGCGGCCAGGGACAGCAACAAGAAGACGACUGGUACAAGCCCCCCAUAUGACGCAGUUGCUCUGUUUUGACAUUUAGCUUCUCAUUCUUCUGCAAAUAUAGCCCAACCCCAUUUUCCCUCUCUCCUUGAUUAGCUAAAACCCCUCCCAUUAAACCUCUCUCUCUCUCUCUCUCUCUCUCGAAUUUCGUGUUCCAUUUCAACUUUUCUUAAAGGCCAUUAUCUCUCUCUCAUUCCAAGAACUCUCUCCCAGCUAGAGAAAAGAGCUAAAGCAGCUUAAUUUAAGCACUUUGAGAUCUGGGUUUUGUGAAUUUUGCUUAAAUUUUUAGUCUUUCUGUGCUCUCUUUUAAAUUUCUUGAGCUGAGGCUCAAAGCAUAGGUUUUGGGUUCUGGGUUUUAAGCUUGAAAUCUUCAAGUGAAAAAUGGGGAGCAAAUGGAGGAAAGCAAAGUUAGCACUGGGACUGAAUCUUUGUGUGUAUCUUCCAAAAACACUAGAGGAUUCAUCUCCAUCCUCUCUGGACUCAGCUGAGAGAUUGUCUGACGCUGCUUUGCUUUCACCUGCCAAUUGGGCCAUGGGCUCGUCCAGGCCCAGCACGCCAACGCCAUCCUCUCAUGGUUUGAAGCUCUCUAGAAGUGGAAGCAAAUCGUCUAAGCAGACGUGCUCGAUAUGCUUAACUAAAAUGAAACAAGGAGGCGGCCAUGCCCUUUUCACGGCAGAAUGUUCACAUUCUUUUCAUUUCCACUGCAUUACAUCAAAUGUCAAACACGGCAACCAAAUUUGCCCAGUUUGUAGGGCAAAAUGGAAAGAAAUCCCAGUGCAGGGUCCUAAUCUGGAUCCUCCUCCUGGAAGGGCAGCUAUCGGUCCAGUUGGUUGGUCUCAGAAUGAUGCUUUGGUGACUAUGGUUCGUCGACUACCUCCUCCUCGAAGAGAUUUGAGCCGACGACACAUUGUGCCACUGUAUCAGGCCCAUGAGCCAGGUGUCUUUAAUGAUGAUGAAUCCUUAGAUCACCAACCUGUGUUUGAUGAGAGAAGCUCUUGCAAUAAAAAUGGCACUGGUGAAAAUUUUUGUAGGACAAUAGAGAUCAAAACGUUCCCAGAGGUUUCAGCUGUUCCAAAAUCCAGUUCUUAUGACAAUUUUACCGUUUUGGUCCAUCUGAAAGCUGCUACUUCAGUUACAAGGCAAAAUCCUAGCAGAAACCAGUCUAGUUUGCCACAAUUUUCCCAGACUCAUCGUGCUCCAGUAGACCUAGUCACGGUGCUUGACAUCAGUGGUAGCAUGGCAGGAACAAAGCUUGCAUUGCUAAAACGGGCUAUGGGGUUUGUAAUACAGAAUCUUGGCUCCAAUGACAGGCUCUCAGUCAUUGCCUUCUCUUCAACAGCCCGUCGUCUCUUUCCCCUCCGCCGAAUGACUGACACUGGACGCCAGCAGGCACUGCAAGCUGUUAACUCUCUGGUUGCAAAUGGUGGGACCAACAUUGCUGAGGGCCUCAGAAAGGGUGGCAAGGUAUUGGAAGAUCGAAGGGGAAAGAAUCCUGUUGCCAGUAUAAUAUUGUUGUCUGAUGGGCAGGACACUUAUACUGUCAGUGUCUCUGGCGCUAACCAACCUCAACCAAAUUAUCAGUUGCUCCUUCCUUUGUCUAUUCAUGGUGGUGACAAUACAGGCUUCCAGAUUCCAGUGCACGCAUUUGGUUUUGGUGCAGAUCACGAUGCAUCAUCAAUGCACUCCAUUUCAGAGAUAUCUGGAGGGACCUUUUCUUUCAUUGAGACUGAAGCUGUCAUCCAGGAUGCAUUUGCACAGUGCAUUGGGGGGCUUUUGAGUGUUGUGGUGCAAGAGCUGCAGGUGGCAGUUGAGUGUGUGAACACAAGUCUCUUCCUUGGUUCACUAAAAGCAGGAAGCUACCCGAGUCGUGUGAUGGCUGAUGGACGCAGAGGAUUUAUUGAUGUUGGAGAUAUGUAUGCAGAUGAAGAGAGGGAUUUUCUGGUUUCAGUUAAUGUCCCAGCAGAGUCUUCUAGCAAUCUGACAUCAUUGAUAAAGGUGAGAUGCAUUUACAAGGAUCCCUUAACUAAAGAAAUGGCAACAAUAGAAAGUGGAGAAGUUAAAAUUGAGAGACCUGAAGUAGCUGGGCAAGCACUAGUGUCAAUAGAAGUGGACAGGCAACGUAAUAGGCUCCAAGCAGCUGAGGCAAUGGCACAAGCACGAGCCGCAGCUGAGCUAGGAGACUUAGCUGGUGCAGUUUCAACCCUUGAAAAUUGUCGAAGGGUAUUGUCAGAGACUGUGUCAGCAAAAUCCAAUGACCGCCUUUGUGUAGCAUUGGAUGCUGAGCUCAAGGAAAUGCAAGAGAGGAUGGCAAGCAGGCAUGUGUACGAGGCAUCUGGGAGAGCAUAUAUUCUUUCAGGACUGAGCUCGCACUCAUGGCAACGAGCAACAGCAAGAGGUGACUCCACCGACGGUUCAAGUCUUGUUCAGGCCUAUCAAACCCCAUCAAUGGUUGAGAUGCUUACUCGAUCUCAGGCUAUGCUGUUGGGUAGUCCAUCAGCCCAGCGGCUUGUCCGACCAUUAUGUUCACAACCAAAGCCGAGGUAAUCAUAUAGGAUUGCUGUGUGCUCAUCUUUUUUUUUUCCCCUUUUUUUUCAAUUUUCUUUGGGAGAGGGAGAUAAAAUUAAAGAGAUGAGAUGUUUUUUUGGCUGUGAUUUUGCCUCCUGCCUUCUAUAUGUAAAUCAAUAAGAAAAAAAAAAGAGGAACAUGAUGAAAAAGGUAUAAUUGGGAAGGAAAGAAGAAAAGGAACAAGUAGAGUAGGGUUUAUAACAUUAUGUAUUUCCUGUGUUGUUGGUUGGUGUACAUAAAGAAAAAUGGUUUUCUCUAUGAGAGAAUGGGUACAAGUAUGUAAUUGUCAAAAUGGUUCGGGUGAGCCCUUCACCUCAUAUGUAAUUUACGUUCUCUCAAUUCAUUAGACAAAGUUUUGUUCAAA
Molecule: messenger RNA, 3085 nt
Organism: Prunus mume (Japanese apricot)
Lineage: Eukaryota; Viridiplantae; Streptophyta; Magnoliopsida; Rosales; Rosaceae
Product: Zinc finger (C3HC4-type RING finger) family protein
Source: RefSeq, a predicted model, not a curated record